Messenger RNA from Aaosphaeria arxii CBS 175.79, 1033 nucleotides. Its product is annotated as urease accessory protein ureG. Lineage: Eukaryota; Fungi; Ascomycota; Dothideomycetes; Pleosporales. Gene Ontology annotation, molecular function: nickel cation binding; GTPase activity. The transcript is spliced from 3 exons. The coding region runs from base 149 to 934 and encodes 261 amino acids. The record is from RefSeq and is a predicted model, not a curated record.
ACUUCAUCCAUUCUAUAGCUGCAAACAAUACGUUUCCGCCACCAAUUGACCUUGGGUUUGCAACCACGAACCCGUACAAUUGUGCACACUGGAUACACCUCUUCGAAACUCAGCCUUCAAGCUCAAUUUACAACAAACCCGCAUCAUCAUGUCUCACAGCCAUUCGCAUGAUGGCGCGUCACAUUCGCAUGCCGGUGCCGCAGCUGACCAUGGCCACACCCACGAGAUCCUUGAUGGUCCCGGAAGCUUUCUAGGACGUGAGAUGCCAAUUAUAGAGGGCAGGGAUUGGGAAGAGAGAGCUUUCACCAUCGGUAUCGGAGGACCUGUAGGAUCAGGAAAGACAGCGCUCAUGCUUGCACUCUGCAAAGCUCUUCGAACCCGCUUCUCCAUUGCCGCCGUCACCAACGACAUCUUCACCCGUGAAGACUGCGAAUUCCUCACCAAGAACAAUGCUCUUCCCGCCGAACGCAUCGUCGCCGUCGAAACAGGCGGCUGCCCCCACGCCGCCGUCCGCGAAGACAUCUCCACAAACCUCCUCACCCUGACACAGCUGCACGAAAAGUUCGACACCGACAUCCUCCUCAUCGAGUCCGGCGGCGACAACCUAGCUGCGAACUACUCGCGAGAGCUCGCCGACUUCAUCAUCUACGUCAUUGACGUCUCUGGCGGCGACAAGAUCCCCAGGAAAGGAGGGCCUGGAAUCACUCAGUCGGAUCUGCUCGUCGUGAACAAGAUUGAUCUCGCCCAGGCAGUGGGAGCGGAUCUGGAUGUUAUGGACAGGGAUAGCAGGAGGAUGAGGGAGGGAGGACCCACGAUCUUUGCGGAGGUUAAGCAUGACAGGGGAGUCACUAACAUUGUUGAUUUGAUUCUGAGUGCAUGGAAGGCUAGCGGCGCUACGCAGGCCAGGAAAGAGAAAUUUGUUCCAGUUGUAUAGAGUGGGAUCUUUGAUCUUUGAUUCAUACUAGAGUAUUCCGUCAAAAUAAAGUACGCAAGAAUGCUCAUGCCAACACUGCGGUUCAUGCGUAUAGUCUCA